UCGAAAUGGUGGCAACAUGUCCAAUGUGUCGGUGCGCUAUUCUGGCGGUUCUCCGGACCUCGUGGACUGAUUCCAAUCCUGGAAAGACGGUUCUUUAGUUGUGCCAACUAUGGGCGACCAAAUGCAUGUAAUUAUUUUCGUUGUAUCGACCCACCACUUGAAGAUCAUAUUAAGCGUCUUGUUCUUGGCCUACACAAGAGGAUCAGAGAGGAGGAUGAAUCACAACCCAUUUGUGAAUGAAAUCGUCAAAUGCUUUUUUAUUGCUAUUGGAGUUCUAUUGGCAAGGAGUGUGAUGUCUUGCCUGUUUGGGAGCAUGUAAUGAAGUGGGAAUCUGUUUGUGAACGUGUAAUGAAAUGGGCACAUGUAUGGUUAGUUCCAUAAUGGAACACGUAAUGAAGUGGGAACCUGAAAAUGUGCAUGUUGUUUAAGUUCAACUGUCUAUCUUCAUUACUAAGCAUGUUGUUGGAACCCUAG
Molecule: messenger RNA, 474 nt
Organism: Linum tenue
Lineage: Eukaryota; Viridiplantae; Streptophyta; Magnoliopsida; Malpighiales; Linaceae
Source: the annotation of a GenBank genome assembly